Molecule: messenger RNA, 5456 nt
Organism: Prionailurus viverrinus (fishing cat)
Lineage: Eukaryota; Metazoa; Chordata; Mammalia; Carnivora; Felidae
Gene: FMN1
Product: formin 1
Exons: 20
Coding region: 337-4590 (1417 amino acids)
Biological process (GO): actin nucleation
Cellular component (GO): endoplasmic reticulum membrane; actin filament; nucleus
Molecular function (GO): microtubule binding
Source: RefSeq, a predicted model, not a curated record
GCGGUGGCUUUGGGCUCAGGCUCUGGACUCCAGCGCAGCAUCCUCGCUGCAGCCGCUACGGCUGGCUGCUGCACUUGGUCAGGUGACAUUCACCAUCACCGUUUUCUUCUUUCACGAACAUCAUCAUCACGACCAUCACCGUCAACAUUUCUUUUCCUCCAUCAGAACCCUUCAAGUUCUGCAAAGGCAGGCUCUGUUCAGGCAUGCAGUCUUGUUGCUGGAGAUGAUUGUCAGCUGCUUUCCCUGCCUAGCCACCAUCACAUGCCCUACCACCGGAGCCUGGGAAGCCUGACCACAGACCAGCAUCUCCAAGGCAUGAAUAAUUAGGUAGGCAUAAUGGAAGGCACUCACUGCACCCUCCAAUUGCGUAAGCCCAUUACUGAAGUCUGCUACAUCAGCUUCUAUCUUCCAAGGGGGGAAGUCAGAGGAUUUUCAUACAAGGGCACUGUAACUCUAGACAGAUCCAAUAAAGGGUUUCAUAACUGCUACCAAGUCAGGGAGGGGUCAGACGUCAUCAGCCUCAGCCUGCAGCCGAAUGAACAUCCAGGCGACAUAUUUUUCAAGCAAACUCCCACAAAAGACAUUUUAACUGAGCUGUACAAACUCACAGCAGAGAGGGAGAGACUUCUGGCCAAUCUGCUGAGCUCAGACCACAUCCUGGGGAUUAUGAUGGGGAGCCAGGAGGGGAAACUACCGGAGCUGUCCGUGAGCCUGGCCCCCGAGGACGACUGUUUCCAGAGUGUUGGUGACUGGCCGGGUGAGCCCCCCGUGGGCUGUCUCAAUAAGAGGAGCGCCCAUGGGAACAAAAAGCCCCGGAGGUUUGGUGGAAGGAGAGGAAGCUUUCAGGUGCUUCCACAGAAGAGGACAAGAAGAAAAGGGCGUGGGGGCCAGGAAUCGGCUCCUCAGAUGGGGAAGGACCAAAUCUAUUCCAGUAACUCCCUUCCUAUUUCUCGAACAAGGCAUAAUCUUUGGCUUCUAGAGGAGAAAGGCAACUUGCUCCCAAGUGGGGCGUUCACGUCUUCCGUACAGUGGAGAGGGAGCUGUCCCCCAGAGAUCCCCGGUGCACUGGAUGCCAGUGGGAGCUUCAGGAAGACUUCUGAGGGCACUGGGUUUGGAAGAGGAGGGCUGCCCCCUGACUGCAGCUCCACAGAGCCAGGAGAUGAUAGUGGUGCUAGAGUGCCAAAGAGGGGCCCACGCAGGCUGGCGCACCAGCAAACAGAUUUGUCUGAACGUCGUGAGGACCCUGAGCAACAUCCAGAGGCAGAAAAGGGCCGGAGGGAGAAGUCUGGUGAGCAUACAUGCGGGAAGAAGCCUAUUUCCAAAGUGGUGGCCAAAGUCCAGGACCUGUCCACUCAGGUGCAAAGAGUAGUUAAAACACAUCUUGAGAGUGAGGAAAGCGUUGCCAUUUGCCCAGCAGCCCAAGCUGAGUUUAUACCCAGAGCGGACUUGUUCACCCUCCCUGGAGCCGAGGCCGGGACUCAGGGUUGCAGGUGGCCGGGCACGGAGCAGCACGGAGACAGGUCAUUGCAGGCAUCGGACAGGGAACGUAUCCCAGCCAGCGCCGAAGGCGCUGUGAACAAGGUCCUGCUGAAGGUGAUAGAGAGUGAGAAGGUAGAUGAAGCCACCGAGGGGAAAAGGCUGGGCUUCCCCCUCAGCACGCCAGCCACCCACACCCUCCCAGAAACCAGAAGCAAGAGGAAAGCUGGGAUGCCUCUGAAGGGUCACAAAACCUUGUUUCUGGAUCCGCCCCCCAGUGUAGGCCCUGACUGGUCACAACCCGGAGGCGAUGAGAAGAGACCGUCCCCCCCAGCCCUGGCAGCCCUCAGCAUGCCGCUGAAUAAUUCAUCCUCUCAGUCCUGUGCAUACACACGGAUGUCACCUGUUCCCUCGCCUCCUUCUCCAAGGCUUCCCAGCCCUCGGCAGCAUCACAGGGUCCUCCAGCUCCCUCCGCUGCCUGGUGAGAGGGAAGCGGCUCCCGAUGACUCUCCUGGCAGAAAGAGCAGUACUUUCUCUGGGUCCUCCUCUGCUGACACCUUGGAGCCACCAACCUCUGCAAAGGUCACGGAGACCAAAGGAGCCAGCUCGACCUCCCUUGGAGCAGGCCAACCUCGCUUGGCGUCUGGGGAACCUUUGGAAAAGGGCUUGGGGCCCGGAAAGACCACAGCUCGGCCCCAGUACCAGUCACCUCCAGGCAUCUCCUCCGAGGGCUUCCCCCGGGACUGUUUCAAUGAGCAGACAGCAAGUAGAGACCUUCCCAACAGGGAUGGAAGUGCAUGGUUCCUGGGCUAUAGAGCAGGACCAGCCUGUCCAUUUCUGCUCCACGAGGAAAGGGAGAAGCCAAACAAAAGCGAACUGUACUUGGAUCUCCAUCCUGACCACAGCCCCACUGAGCAGGACGAUAGGACUCCCGGCAGACUCCAAGCUGUCUGGCCACCCCCAAAGACAAAAGACACAGAAGAAAAAGUGGGAUUGAAGUACACCGAAGCAGAAUACCAAGCUGCUAUUUUACACUUGAAGAGGGAACACAAAGAAGAAAUUGAAAACCUACAGGCUCAGUUUGAACUUCAGGCAUUUCAUAUCCGCGGGGAGCAUGCAGCAGUUACAGCAAGGCUAGAAGAAACCAUUGAAAAUCUCAAACAUGAGAUAGAACACCGGUGGCGAGGAGGAUGUGAGGAGAUGAGAGACGCGUGUGUCUCCACCGAUGACGACCACCCUCCAAAGACCUACAGAAAUGUGUGCAUCCAGACAGACAGAGAGACUUUCCUCAAACCCUGCGAAGGUGAAGGCAAGACCAUCAGAAGUAACCAGAUAAUACCCAAAAAGCUGAAUAUCUCCUCUUUAAGCCAGCUGUCUCCCCCAAAUGACAACAAAGACGUCCAUGUACCACUUCAGUCUGUGGAAGGCAUCUCACCACCUCAGCCAAAGGCAUCGCCUCCCCCUCCCGCCCCACCCCUUCCAGCAGCCAUCCCUCCCCCUCCCCCUCCCCCCCUCCCUCCGGGAGUUGCAGCUUUGCCACCCUUACCUCCACCCCCACCUGUAAGUGCCGGACCUCCUCCACCCCCACCGCCUCCUCUGCCUCCAAGUGCUGGACCUCCUCCCCCUCCCCCUCCGCCACCACUUCCCAACUCCCCUGCUCUGCCCAACAGUGGGGGGCCCCCUCCUGCUCCAACACCCCCAGGACUUGCACCCCCACCUCCUCCUGGACUCUUCUUCGGAGUUGGCCCUUCUUCUAGCCAAUGUCCUCGGAAGCCAGCCAUUGAGCCGAGUUGCCCCAUGAAGCCUUUAUACUGGACUAGAAUCCAAAUAAGUGAUAAAAGCCAAAAUGCUACACCAACCUUAUGGGAUUCCUUAGAAGAACCUGAUAUUCGGGAUACUAGUGAAUUUGAGUAUUUAUUCUCCAAAGACACAACUCAGCAGAAGAAAAAGCCUCUGUCAGAGACCUAUGAGAAAAAGAACAAGGUCAAAAAGAUCAUCAAGUUAUUGGAUGGAAAGCGAUCUCAAACUGUGGGAAUCUUGAUAUCUAGUUUGCAUUUAGAAAUGAAGGAUAUCCAGCAGGCCAUUUUCAAUGUGGAUGAUUCUGUGGUUGAUCUGGAGACCCUGGCAGCCUUAUAUGAAAAUAGAGCCCAGGAGGAUGAAUUGGUUAAAAUAAGAAAGUAUUACGAGACAUCCAAAGAGGAAGAACUGAAGUUGCUGGAUAAACCUGAACAAUUUUUACACGAGUUAGCCCAGAUACCUAAUUUUGCUGAACGGGCCCAGUGCAUAAUCUUCAGAUCUGUCUUUUCUGAAAGUAUCACCUCCUUGCACCGAAAGGUAGAGAUCAUCACAAGAGCUUCUAAGGGCUUGCUGCACAUGAAGAGUGUGAAGGAUAUUUUAGCACUCAUUCUGGCUUUUGGAAAUUACAUGAAUGGAGGAAAUAGAACUCGGGGACAAGCAGAUGGAUAUAGCUUAGAAAUUCUGCCAAAACUCAAGGACGUCAAAAGUCGGGAUAAUGGGAUUAAUCUGGUGGACUAUGUCGUGAAAUAUUACCUGCGUUACUAUGAUCAGGAAGCAGGAACAGAAAAGAGUAUUUUCCCUCUGCCUGAACCACAGGAUUUCUUUCUGGCUUCCCAAGUCAAGUUUGAAGACCUCAUAAAAGAUUUGCGAAAACUGAAGAGGCAACUAGAAGCAAGUGAGAAACAGAUGAUGGUGGUGUGCAGGGAGUCACCGAAGGAGUAUCUCCAGCCUUUCAAGGACAAACUAGAAGAGUUCUUCCAGAAAGCCAAAAAAGAGCAUAAAAUGGAAGAAAGUCAUUUGGAGAAUGCACAGAAAAGUUUUGAAACAACAGUAGGAUACUUUGGGAUGAAGCCAAAGUCCGGUGAGAAGGAGAUCACACCCAACUACGUGUUUAUGGUGUGGUAUGAGUUCUGCAGUGACUUCAAAACCAUUUGGAAGCGGGAGAGCAAAACCAUAUCUAAAGAAAGAUUGAAAAUGGCUCAGGAAUCCGUCAGCAAGUUGACGUCAGAAAAGAAAGUGGAGACGAAGAAAAUCAAUCCCACAGCUAGUCUGAAGGAAAGACUGCGUCAGAAGGAAGCCAGUGUGACCACCAACUAAUACAGAGACAUAUGAAAAUGACGGCAACGCGAUGUAUUUUCUUUCAUGGUCCUUUGCAACACCGGUGCUGCAGGAAGUUCUUGAAAGAUACGUCACCAAAUGUUCGUUUUGCUCAUCUCUUUCUGAGGUCAUUGCAGUGAGCACCCCGUGCCUUUUUAAGGAAGUCCCCUGUUAGGCCACAGGAACAAUGAGAAACUGUUUACAGGACCAUUGCAGGAAUAUUGAUUAUUGUCUCUUUAGAGGUCCAGAGUCACUCCAUUACAGGACCAGAAGAAAUACCAAGAUUUUCCAAGUAUCUUUAAAAGCAGUGAUUUCAAGCUUUCUAACCGAAGCUUGAUAUAUAUAAACUCGUGACAGAAGAGAAGGAUCUUUUAUGACAAUUGCUGUGCAAGAACUUAAGCCUUGAUCUUUGCAUACUGCUGCUUUGACAAUUGAUCUUAAUUUUCAUCCUGUUCCAGGAAGAUCCUGAAGCACCUUUCUCACCAAAAAUGUGGAGCUUACCAAAACUAUAUUUAAGAGGUCCAAGACUAUGUAUUUUCCAGAAGAGAGAAAUGGUUAUUUGUUUGUUGUUGUUGUUGUUGUUGUUGUUGAUAUUCAUAUAAUUGAAAGGAUAGAAGAUGGAAUUAUACAUGGGUGGAAAAGAAAUUAUGAUACAAGGAGUUGACAUCAGCUAUUAAGCAAGACCCAUUCUUUUGUUUUUAUAGAAGCUUGCUGUGGUUUCCUUGCCCAGCAGAAAUUCUGCACCCUAACUUCUGGAAAAAAUAGGGAUAACCAAGCCAGCACAGGCUUGGAGGUCAAAGUACCUGCUCGGGCAAGCGAUCCAGUAACAGCAGACUUGACAUUUCAGACUGUUCAUGAGUGGAUAA